Molecule: messenger RNA, 1086 nt
Organism: Talaromyces amestolkiae
Lineage: Eukaryota; Fungi; Ascomycota; Eurotiomycetes; Eurotiales; Trichocomaceae
Exons: 3
Coding region: 1-1086 (361 amino acids)
Molecular function (GO): NAD binding
Source: RefSeq, a predicted model, not a curated record
AUGUCGGAACACUUGUUAGUGACUCUGCCUUCGCCCAGGAUUGAAGGCCUGUUGGAGAAGAUUCGCCUUGCUAGACCUGGCCUCAAGAUCUCCUUUAUCCGUCAUGAAGUAUAUCCAACGGAUGCUUUUUUCCAGCGCGAUAUGAAUAUUCCUGAUGACAUCCUCAGCGAUAUCACCGUACUGUUCACUAUGGGAUAUGUGCCCAAGCCUGCACAGGCGCCCCGACUUCGCUAUAUCCAUUUCAACGUGGCAGGAAUUGAUCACGUCGCUCACGAGGAGGUGUUCCAGGACCCGAGAAUCACUAUCACCACUUCCACUGGGGCACCAGCAAUCGCAAUCAGUGAAUGGGUUUUUGGUACACUUUUGGCACAUUAUCGCCAACUGCUCAUCUUUAAAGAAUGGCAAAACAAUAGCACCUGGGGAAGACUGGAUGCAAGUAAGCUUCCUUCGAGUUUGGAUGGCAAAAAGAUGGGCAUUGUCGGGUAUGGCUCGAUUGGCCGUCAGGUGGCUCGGGKUGCGCAAGCUCUGGGCAUUGAUACUGUUGUUUAUACCUCUAAACCUCGAAUAACGGCCGCCGAGAAGAAAGAUAAGAAUAGCUUUGUUCAACCCGGGUCGGGAGAUCCGGACGGGAUUAUCCCAAGUCAAUAUUUCCACGGGCAAACAAAGGCGGAUUUUCAACACUUCCUAAGCCAGGAUCUAGACAUUUUGAUUCUGGCCCUGCCGCUGACUCCGGCAACGAGACAUCUGGUGGGCAAGGACGAGCUGCAGAACCUGAACAGCAAGGCUGGAGCGUAUCUGGUGAACGUGUCUCGAGGGGCAAUUCUCGAUCAAGAUGCGUUACUAGAGUCGCUACAAAAAGGUAGUGGCAAUGGUGGCCUUCAAGGUGCCGCGCUCGACGUUACUGACCCGGAGCCUUUGCCAUCUGACAGCAAGCUAUGGACAGCACCCAAUAUUUUCAUCUCACCACAUGUCAGCUCUAUAACCCCGCAAACGGUUGGCCGAACCUACGCCAUUCUGGCAGAAAACCUCAAGCGCCAGGCUCGAGGAGAGAGCCUCCUCAACGUUGUCAAAUUGGCAGAAUCUUGA